AUGUCAAGCAAACGCAGGAAAACCUCCCAUUCUGAGGGGGGCCUCAAGGAUGCCUCGGCUCCAACCCUCAAAAAUGAUGUGAAAUCCAAGAAAACGGAAGAGAAACAACUUUCUUCUCAGCCAAAACAACCACCUGCUCCCAGCUCAGAGGCCGACUCUGAGACUAUCGACAAUGGUUCAAAGCAAGGAAAUAAUGAUGCUGCUCCAAAGACAUUCGCCGACCUCGGCAUCGUCGAAUCUCUCUGUGAGGCUUGCGAGCGCCUAGGCUACAAGCGGCCUACCCCUAUCCAGGAGCAAGCAAUUCCUCUUGCGCUCCAAAACCGCGAUCUCAUUGGCAUUGCCGAAACAGGUAGUGGCAAGACCGCUGCCUUUGCUCUUCCCAUUCUGCAAGCCCUUCUUGACAAGCCGCAACCCUUGUUUGCCUUAGUCCUGGCUCCUACUCGAGAGCUUGCUGCCCAGAUCGCCCAAGCAUUCGAAGCGCUGGGUUCCAUGAUCUCGCUUCGUUGUGCUUUGAUCCUGGGAGGAUUGGACAUGGUCCAGCAGGCCAUUGCCCUAGGCAAGAAGCCUCAUGUUAUUGUUGCGACUCCUGGUCGCUUACUGGAUCAUUUGGAGAAGACCAAGGGCUUCAGUCUUCGUAACUUGAAGUAUCUGGUCAUGGAUGAAGCUGAUCGCCUUCUCGACAUGGAUUUCGGCCCUAUUCUCGAAAAGAUCCUCAAGUUUCUACCAAGGGAAAGGAGAACCUUUCUGUUCUCCGCCACCAUGUCCAGCAAAGUCGAAAGCCUUCAACGUGCCAGUUUGCGUGACCCAUUGAAGGUCAGCAUCUCGACAUCGAAGUACCAGACCGUCUCAACCCUUGUGCAGCACUACAUCUUCAUCCCCCAUAUCCACAAGGACACUUACCUCAUCUAUCUGGUCAACGAGUUCGCUGGAAAGACUAUCAUCAUCUUCACCCGCACUGUCCUCGAGACCCAGCGGAUUGCCAUCCUGCUUCGUACCUUGGGCAUGGGUGCCAUCCCCCUACAUGGUGGCCUCUCACAGUCUGCCCGCCUUGGCGCUCUGAAUAAGUUCCGUGCUGGCUCGCGCAAUAUCCUUGUUGCUACUGAUGUUGCUGCUCGCGGUCUCGAUAUUCCAAACGUCGACUGUGUCCUCAACUUCGAUCUGCCGCAAGAUUCAAAGACUUACGUUCACCGCGUCGGUCGUACAGCUCGUGCUGGCAAAUCGGGCCAUGCUAUCAGCUUUGUGACUCAAUAUGAUCUUGAGAUUUGGUUGCGUACCGAGGCUGCACUCGGCUACAAACUCACCGAGUACCCGCUGGAGAAGGACGAGGUGAUGGUCUUCAAGCCGCGCGUUGAGGAGGCUCAACGGAUUGCCAAGAACGAGAUGAAGAAGCUUCAGGAAGAACAGGACAGGAAGAAAAAGAAGAAGAGGAAGGCUGGGUCUGUAUCAGCUCGUGACGAUAUGGACGCCGAGGAAGGUUAA
Molecule: messenger RNA, 1479 nt
Organism: Thermochaetoides thermophila DSM 1495
Lineage: Eukaryota; Fungi; Ascomycota; Sordariomycetes; Sordariales; Chaetomiaceae
Product: ATP-dependent rRNA helicase rrp3-like protein
Exons: 5
Coding region: 1-1479 (492 amino acids)
Molecular function (GO): ATP binding; nucleic acid binding; RNA helicase activity
Source: RefSeq, a predicted model, not a curated record